AUGGAGUCGAUGAUGGAGAAGAAAGUUGAUCACUUGAUGACAUUACCUGGAAUAAAUGGAGUUUGUAUCGCAGACAGUAAUGGUCUCUCUCUGUCUUCAAGAGGAUCAUUAAAGGCAGAAUUCGCUCCGCUCGGAUCACAACUUCUUAACCUCUGUUCGCAACUGGAGCCUUCAAGCUCGAUCCCUCCCCAAGUCACUCUCUUGAGCGAUCAUUCAAAGGUGACUUUCUCGAAACACGAAGACCUUAUAAUGGCGCUGCAUCAAAACAACUGA
Molecule: messenger RNA, 273 nt
Organism: Necator americanus (New World hookworm)
Lineage: Eukaryota; Metazoa; Nematoda; Chromadorea; Rhabditida; Ancylostomatidae
Exons: 4
Coding region: 1-273 (90 amino acids)
Biological process (GO): positive regulation of TORC1 signaling; cellular response to amino acid stimulus
Cellular component (GO): lysosome; cytoplasm; Ragulator complex
Molecular function (GO): guanyl-nucleotide exchange factor activity
Source: RefSeq, a predicted model, not a curated record